AUGAACCAAAGCACGACUACCGACUCGUAUCCGCUGCCCAGAAUAUGGGACCACUUGAGGGCCGCAGCAGGCCGUCAACACUUCACGACUCUCGAUAUGAACUCGGGAUUCUGGAAUGUGCCGAUAGCAGAGGAGAGCAAGCAUCCCACCGCGUUCGUCACGCCGCUUGGACUGUUCGAGUUUAGCGUCAUCCCCUUCGGUAUUAAGAACUCGCCGGCGGAGUUCCAGCGCGCGAUGGGCGUGGUGUUCGAGGAGGUGCUCGACGAUCGCACUCUGUGUUACAUCGACGAUAUCAUCAUCGCGACGGACACGGUGCCGGAGAUGAUGCAGCGGUUCGAGAAGGUCUUGCGACUGUGCAGAGAGAGAGGCCUCUACCUCAGGCUAGAUAAGAGCGAGUGGCUCAAGCCCGAAGUAAAGUACCUCGGUCACAAGAUUGGGCGGCAAGGGAUAGCGUGCCAGGAGAGGAGGAUAGGCAACGUUCUCAAUGACCCCGCCCCUACUUGA
Molecule: messenger RNA, 504 nt
Organism: Gregarina niphandrodes
Lineage: Eukaryota; Apicomplexa; Conoidasida; Eugregarinorida; Gregarinidae
Product: Gag-Pol polyprotein
Exons: 1
Coding region: 1-504 (167 amino acids)
Source: RefSeq, a predicted model, not a curated record